AUGGGGUCAGCCUGUGUCAAAGUCAUCAAAUACUUCCUCUUCCUCUUCAACUUGCUCUUCUUUAUCCUGGGCGGAGUGAUCCUGGGCUUCGGGGUGUGGAUCCUGGCCGACAGGAGCAGUUUCAUCUCUGUCCUGCAGGCUUCCUCCCCGUCACUCAACGUGGGUGCCUACAUCUUCAUCGGCGUGGGGGCCGUCACCAUGAUCAUGGGCUUCCUGGGCUGCGUGGGUGCGGUGAACGAGGUCCGCUGCCUGCUGGGGCUGUACUUCGCCUUCCUCCUCCUGAUCCUCAUCGCCCAGGUGGCUGCCGGUGUCCUCUUCUUUUUCAACAUGGACAAGGUGAAGCGGGAGAUGGGCAGCAUCGUGACCAAGCUCAUCCGGGACUACAAGGACGGGCAGGAGGACAGCCUGCAGCAGGGCUGGGACUACGUGCAGGCACAGGGCAAGUGCUGCGGCUGGGUCAGCUUUUACAACUGGACCGAAAACGCUGACCUCAUGAACCGCACCACCAUCACCUACCCCUGCUCCUGCGAGAAGAAGGGGGAGGACGGCAGCCCCCUCGUGAAGAAGGGCUUCUGCGAGGCUUCCGACGUCAACGGGACCCUGAGUGGCAACGGGACCCAGGGCGACAACAACCCGGAGCAGUGGCCCGUGUACCAGCAGGGCUGCAUGGAGAUGGUGCAGUCGUGGCUGCAGGAAAACCUGGGCACCAUCUUAGGCGUGUGUGUGGGCGUCGCUGUCAUUGAGCUCCUGGGCAUGCUCCUGUCCAUCUGCCUGUGCCGGAACGUGCACUCCGAGGACUACAGCAAGGUCCCCAAGUACUGA
Molecule: messenger RNA, 822 nt
Organism: Pipistrellus nathusii (Nathusius's pipistrelle)
Lineage: Eukaryota; Metazoa; Chordata; Mammalia; Chiroptera; Vespertilionidae
Source: the annotation of a GenBank genome assembly